AUGAAUUCCCUCUAUACCCUCGGCGUGCGCCAAACUAACUCCAUACAAGCCGACUUGGAGAGGUUGCGGAAUGGCGAGAAGUCAGCGUCUCUGUUAGGUCAGAUAUCAGCAUCGCUUGCGGCGAUGCACAGGACAGUGGAGGAUUAUGAUUCCAUGGCGAAGCGAGAGAUCAUUAAAGCAAAGCAGGAGAAGGCCAUGAUGCGUGUUCAGAAAUUCCGGUCUGACUACUCAGAUCUCCGAACGCAGUUCGAGACUAUGAAAACCGAGCAUGAGGCUGCAUUCCGCGCAGAACUAUUCUCCGGCUCGUCAUCCUCUACGGUACCCUCCUCUGCUCCAGGCGACACGCGCAGGCGAUUCAUGCAACCGUCCCCGAACGAGGAGAUAUCAGAAUCUCCAUUCCGAGGACCUACCCCCACCCACCUUAACGGCGCAUCUCGUGAAUCAUAUGCCUUACGCGAACACAGCUUCAUUCAGAACACCGACACCAAGCUCGAUGAGUUUAUUGCGCAGGGAAGAGCUGUCUUAGACGAUUUGGUCGACCAGCGCAACGUAUUGAAGGGAACACAGCGGCGGCUUCUGGAUGCAGCCAACACGCUCGGGUUGAGUAGAGAUGUCAUCGGCUGGAUUGAGAGGAGAAGUACACAAGACAUGUACAUUUUCUUCGCGGGGGCGAUAUUCACGUUCUUCUGCUUUUUCCUCAUCUGGAAGUAUCUGGGUUGA
Molecule: messenger RNA, 720 nt
Organism: Epithele typhae
Lineage: Eukaryota; Fungi; Basidiomycota; Agaricomycetes; Polyporales; Epitheliaceae
Product: V-snare-domain-containing protein
Exons: 5
Coding region: 1-720 (239 amino acids)
Biological process (GO): endoplasmic reticulum to Golgi vesicle-mediated transport; vesicle fusion
Cellular component (GO): Golgi apparatus; late endosome membrane; ER to Golgi transport vesicle membrane
Molecular function (GO): SNARE binding; SNAP receptor activity
Source: RefSeq, a predicted model, not a curated record